Molecule: messenger RNA, 759 nt
Organism: Durio zibethinus
Lineage: Eukaryota; Viridiplantae; Streptophyta; Magnoliopsida; Malvales; Malvaceae
Source: RefSeq, a predicted model, not a curated record
AUGGUGACUGCUGUGGUGGCUUGUGUCUCAGCCUGGUUUGGAUUAAAUCUACAGCCAGUUCCCUUGAACGCCCUCAGACUCCAACGUCAAUUUGCUACCUUAACAUCUCCCAGAAUGCCGAAGAAGGUGCCGACGCCGUUCUGCUUCUACAAACUUAGUCUGCAAUGGCCACCUGCUGCAUGUAAUUCUGGCGACAUGACUUGCAAAGCACCUAUCCCUAAAAAAUUCACCAUUCAUGGUUUAUGGCCACAAAAUAGCCAUGACAAACCAGUGCCUCCUUACAAUCAAUCAAAUCCUUGUACCAGUGUCGAACCAACUCCUGCCAAAAAUCUCUCAAAUGAGCUGGAACUAAUUCUAAACGACUUAAACUCAGUAUGGCCAAACUUAAAGGACUCGAGGAAAAACUUAAAAUUUUGGAAGCAAGAAUGGACAAAACAUGGGAUGUGUUCUGAUUUCCCUAACCGCCCUCGUGACUACUUCAACUCUACCGUACUGCUCAGGAAUUGUUAUGAUCCAGUUAUGGAACUUACACCUGGAUCAAAUUAUACGGUACAACAAGUUGCAGCUGCAGUUCAAAGUGCAGUAGGAGCCUGUCCUGAGAUUGCUUGCAACAGAGACCAAGUGAAUAAGACACUCCAACUGUGGGAGAUCCGUUUAUGCUAUAAAAGGACAAUGCCCCCCAAGAUGGUCCAAAACUGUCCAAAAUGUUUCUCAGGCGAGUGUCAAAGCCUGACUGAUAGUAUAACUUUCCCUAACUAG